CUUCUGGACUUGGUAUUUUUUUACUCUCGUCUCUCGUAUUUACGACUUACGAAUUGUACUUGUACGAGAGUGAAAAAAUACCAAGUCCAGAUCGGAUACUUUCGUACAUCUUCGGGUUGCUCAGUUCCUUUCCAUGUUCCACCCAAACCAAACAAAAACAUUGCACGUUGGUGAGCUUAUCAGAGAGUAAAGUGGCUUCGAAGCUCCGAACACCGUUGACACCAAUCAAGCUCGUACUUUUGUUCGUUAGGUUACUUUAAUAAUAUAUUUUUCACAUCUGACUUCCAUAUUUUCUCAGAGACUCGUCUUUAUAGGUUCGUAUGCCCCUGUAAUUCGUCGUACAAAGUGAAUUUCGCGACCAAACUGUCGUGUCAAGAAGAACACAGAACUCCAUCACAAGUCAAAGUUUCCAGUGCAAUUUACUCGUCGUUGAAUCGAACCGAGAUCUUAAUCGAUUCGUUGAUCGGUUUCGAAAGUGUUUGCACCGAGAUAUUACAAUCGAACACGAUGGAGUUACGGCUAUGAGUGUGUACAGAUUCUCGCAGAAUCCUCAGUAUCAAUCAGUAAUGCGCUGAUAAUGGAUUCGCGUUUUUAUAAUCACUUCACCUAGUAGAAUUGAUGAUCGAGCAGCUAAUCAGCCUUCGUUAUUACACUCGAACGUAUCUCUCGUUGGAUCUAAGAACCCUACGCGAUAAAUGUUCAAUGUUGGACCUUUGAGAUAACGUCGUGGCAAAAUGUCUUCGAAAGAGAGCCAACAGCAGUCAGAACUUAGCCUUCAAAUGUCCGGACUAGUUAUCAAAGAUGAUAAAGUCAUUCAACGCGAAACUAAAACCGACCAAGAGAACAGCAAAGUCGAAGAGGAAACCAGUAGCAGAGAUGUUUUCUUGAAAGAUCUGAGCGAUGUUUUCAUUCGAGAUAUGAACAACUUCGGUAUAUGUGUGAUCGAUAGCUUUUUAGGACAAGAUCGAGGAGAAUCAGUUUACCAAGAGGUACUACGGUUGGAAAAUUCGGGAAUAUUUCAAGAAGGACGAUUGGUGAAGAAUAAUGAAAAAAAUCAGAUCGUUAGAAGCGACUUGAUGGCUUGGCUUGGAGGAGACGACGAAAGGUAUCCUAAUAUACGUAAAUUAGUCUCCGAUAUCGAUCAAAUCGUUAUGAAUGCUCGUAAACUACCGAAUAAUGGUAAACUAGGAAAAUACCAAAUUAAAGGUAGAACAAAGGUUAUGGUGGCUUGUUAUCCGGGUAAAGGAACACAUUACGUUAAACAUGUGGAUAAUCCUCACGGAGAUGGACGCAUAAUUACUGCUAUUUAUUACUUGAAUAAAGAUUGGAACAGAAAGACGGAUGGAGGCGUGUUGAGGAUUUUCCCCGUUGACGAACGUAAUCACGCAGCUGAUAUCGAUCCGAUGUUCGAUAGAAUGUUGUUCUUUUGGUCCGAUAGAAGUAAUCCACAUGAGGUCCAGCCAUCCUAUAGAACAAGAUACGCAAUCACAAUUUGGUAUAAGCAGUAAAAUUUUGACAAAAGCGAACAUCGCAAAGAACUAAAGAAAUGAACGAAAAUCAAAAGAAUAAAACUGCUGACGGAUCGUAGUAUGAUAUUGGUUAUUUUUUCGUGUACCAUAUCUUCUACCUAUUUCUUUUUCUCUUUCAGACUCUGUAAAAUAAUUACUCGUGUUAUCGUAUAUGUGUUCAUAUUGUGUUUUCAAUCCUUGUGUGUGUCUGUUUUCUCCUUCUUUCCUUUCUUAUACUGAUUAAUGUGCAAUAUUGUUUAAUAUAAGGUUUUUUUUCUGUAAUAUUUUACGAAUAAAAUGUUGUUAUCAAACGUUA
This is a messenger RNA of Planococcus citri (citrus mealybug), 1824 nucleotides long. RefSeq names its product egl nine homolog 1-like. The transcript is spliced from 5 exons. Gene Ontology annotation, molecular function: peptidyl-proline dioxygenase activity; L-ascorbic acid binding; ferrous iron binding. NCBI's taxonomy places the organism in Eukaryota, Metazoa, Arthropoda, Insecta, Hemiptera, Pseudococcidae. The record is from RefSeq and is a predicted model, not a curated record. Gene Ontology annotation, biological process: cellular response to hypoxia. Bases 735 to 1508 code for a protein of 257 amino acids.